Messenger RNA from Fraxinus pennsylvanica, 1086 nucleotides. The record is from the annotation of a GenBank genome assembly. Lineage: Eukaryota; Viridiplantae; Streptophyta; Magnoliopsida; Lamiales; Oleaceae.
AUGGAGACUCACAUCAAUCACAACGUAUUUGACAGGCGCCCUAUAACCAAGUCCAUAACCCCCGCUGUUAAAUGGUUCAAAGAAUGGGUGCCCCAGGAUGUUGUAGCAACUGGUGGAAAGUGCUUUCUUUUGAAGUGGGUUAAUGAGGCCACCCAGAAGGCGAUGAAGGAGAAGUCAAAAGAGCCAGAAGAAGUGGUGGAGCCGGAGCCUGAACCAACAACGGAAGUUCUUUUCCUUUGUAGUUAUGAUGGCUGUGGAAAGACAUUUAUUGAUGCUGGGUCUUUGAAGAAGCAUUCUCACAUCCACGGGGAGAAAUCAUAUAUUUGCCACUAUGACAAAUGUGGAAAGAAAUUUUUGGAUAGUUCAAAACUGAAAAGGCAUUUUUUAAUUCAUACUGGAGCGAGAGAUUUCAUAUGCCCACACGAUGGGUGCGGUAAGGCAUUCUCCUUGGAUUUCAAUCUAAGAUCACACAUGAAAACUCAUUCACAAGAGAAUUAUCAUCGUUGUCCAUAUCCUGAAUGUGCUAAACGAUUUGCACAUGAGUACAAGCUGAAGAAACACAUUGCAUCUCUACACGAGAAGAACGGGGCAGAUGAAGCCAAGUAUGUUCAGCCUGCAGAAAAGCUGGUGAAAAAUCCAAAAUCUUAUGCAGGAGCUUCUGGCGCCUCAUCAGCUGACCGUCCGUACACCUGUCCAUAUGAAGGGUGUGAAAAGGCGUACAUCCAUGAAUACAAGCUGAAUCUUCACCUAAGGAGAGAGCACCCAGGCCAUUUCCCUGACGAGAUGGAUGAAGCUAGUGAUCAAGAUGCACGUGCUGGAAAACGUGGUGGCAAUGGCAAAAUUCAGAAAAAAAGCAGGCCAAAACCAAAUCUGAAAGUGCCACCUUCAAAAGUUUCUCGGGGGAAAAGCACAAGUGCUUCUCUGGCCAACUUGAAUGCUGUGAAAAGACCUUGGCCGGUUAAAGAGGAAUUGUACGACGAGGAAGAUAGUGAAGAGACAGAAGAGGAAGGUGAAAAUGUUGGAAAAGGGUUGAGAUACAGAGAAAAUAAUGUGGAUGACGAUGAAGAGACAGAAUACGAGGACUAG